This is a messenger RNA of Drosophila busckii, 1488 nucleotides long. RefSeq names its product alpha-methylacyl-CoA racemase (gene Amacr). Gene Ontology annotation, cellular component: mitochondrion. The record is from RefSeq and is a predicted model, not a curated record. The transcript has 2 exons. Gene Ontology annotation, biological process: bile acid metabolic process. NCBI's taxonomy places the organism in Eukaryota, Metazoa, Arthropoda, Insecta, Diptera, Drosophilidae. The coding region runs from base 68 to 1195 and encodes 375 amino acids. Gene Ontology annotation, molecular function: alpha-methylacyl-CoA racemase activity.
ACAAAGUUUGGACUUGCUCAAAGUACACAAUAGGCAACUUGUUGUCGUUUUACUUUAAAUCAAUUCAAUGCCAUUGAAGGGUAUUAAAGUUUUGGAGUUUGUGGGAUUGGCACCAGGUCCGCUGUGUGGCAAAAUACUUGCAGAUUUUGGUGCCAGUGUCACACGCAUUGAUAAAGUGCUGGAAAAUUCUUUGGAUGUGCUGCAUCAUGGCAAACACACUUUGGCUGUUAAUCUAAAGAUGACAGCAGGUCAGCAGCUUGUGCGGCAACUGGCUAAUAAGUGCGAUGUUAUCGUUGAGCCUUUUCGUCCGGGAGUCAUGGAAAAGCUUAACCUAGGGCCGGAACAGCUUUGCACUGAUAAUCCCCGUCUUAUCUAUGCACGGCUAACGGGCUUUGGCCAACAAGGCCGACUGUCAGCACGUGCAGGCCAUGAUCUCAACUAUGCAGCUAUAUCGGGUGUGCUCUCCAUGCUAGGCCGCAAAUCAGAGAAACCAAGCGCGCCUAUAAACUUAUUGGCUGACUUUGCUGGAGGCAGUGUCUUGUGUGCAUUGGGCAUUUGUUUGGCCCUGCUGGAAAGACAUCGGUCGGGGCGUGGACAGCUGGUAGAUGCAGCUAUGGUGGAAGGUGCAGCAUAUGUGGCCAGUUGGCUGUUCAUGUCCAGAGGCUUGCAAAUUUGGGGACAGCAACGCGGACACAAUUUACUCGAUGGCGGCGCUUACUUUUAUGAUACGUACAAAACAAAAGAUGAACUCUACAUGUCAGUGGCUGCGCUAGAGCCGCAAUUCUUUGAGCUUAUUAAAGAGCGCUUACAACUGCCACCAGACCUGAUGCAAUACGGCGAAGAGCAUGAGGAACUGGGCAGAAAGCUGCUAACCGCUGCAUUUUUGACAAAAACCCAAGCAGAGUGGUCAGCGUUAUUUGAAGAUGUGGAUGCGUGUGUGUAUCCUGUGCUGGAUUGGCAGCGUGUGCAGGAGCAUGACCAUAACCAGGAGCGUCAAAGUUUUGAACGUAUUGGUGAGACAUGGGCCCCGUGUCCUGCGCCUCGUCUAAGUCGCUCACCUGGUAGAUUAAGUCGCCAGACGACAACCUGCGACCACGAAUUUCUGCUGAAUGAGCUGCAACUCAAUGCGGAGCAGCUGCAUCAACUGCAGGCGGAUGGCGUGCUGACGCUGCCCCUGCCACACGCCAAACUUUAGAGAAAUUAAAAGUAAAUAAAAGUCAGUUCAGUUUUUUUUCGUUGGCUUGCAUUCAAAAUACUUUUAUUCUCUCGCGCACUCUUGCACACACAAACACAAUUACAUUUGCUAUUCAUCGCGUACAAACUAUCAGUCAUACAAUAGAUUUCAAUAGAACAUGUAGCUCAGAUUGAGUAGAAGGAUUCACGGUUUACAUUUUACGGAGAUUUUUGGGCUCAAUUUACAAUAAGCUACCCGCAUUACCCAGCUCACAAUCUUCACAACUUACAUGCUAUACAACUAUUACACACAAC